Messenger RNA from Nicotiana attenuata, 2111 nucleotides. Its product is annotated as UDP-glucuronate 4-epimerase 3-like. The record is from RefSeq and is a predicted model, not a curated record. The transcript has a single exon. Bases 423 to 1730 code for a protein of 435 amino acids. Lineage: Eukaryota; Viridiplantae; Streptophyta; Magnoliopsida; Solanales; Solanaceae.
UUAUUGCCUUUUUAAAUUCUUCAAACCUCAUUCUUCUCCCUCCCUCAGAUCUCUCUCUCUCUCUCACUAAUCAUCAUUUCUUAAUCAAAUCAUCAAUCUUUCUUCUUUACAAAUCAAAACCAAAAAAAUAGAAACACCAUCUUUGAACCAAAACCAGAUAGAUUAUCAUAAAUAAAGCAGACUAGAAGUUCAAUACUAGCCACCCCUUUUUCUUUUUCCUAUCCCCAUUUACAUUAUCAAGAAUCAAUCAUUCAUUGGGGCAAAAAAAAAAAAAAAAAAAAAAGAAGGAAAAAUUCUCAAACCCUAACCCUAAGCUUUUUUCCUUUUUCAAGAAAAAAAUCAGAACUUUGCUGGUUUUCUGUUGAAAAUAAGAGAUUCCUAAUCUGGGUAUUGCUCUAAUCUCCAAGAUUUUGCCUAAAAUAAUGUCCCAAAUGAAGCACAUUGAUAAUAUUCCAUCAACCCCAGGAAAAUACAAGAUUGAAAAAUCCCCUUAUAAUAGGCUUAGGCUACAAUUUUCUUUAACCAAGAUUAUUUUUUGGUCACUUGUUUUUGUGGGGUUAAUCUUUGUAUUCUUUUACAGAUCACCAAAUUCUGUAUCAAAUGUUUCUUCAGAUCUCUCAAGGAGAUCUCUUAGAACCAGCUCUUAUGGUGGUCCAGUGUGGGAAAAAAAGAUUAAAUCCUCAGCAAAAAUCAGGUCAAAAAAUGGUAUUUGUGUUUUGGUGACUGGUGCUGCUGGAUUUGUAGGAACACAUGUUUCAGCUGCCUUAAAACGUCGCGGAGAUGGCGUAGUAGGUUUGGAUAAUUUCAAUGAUUAUUAUGAUCCCUCGCUCAAAAGAGCGAGGCAGGAGCUCUUAGAACGCUCCGGUGUGUACAUUGUUGAGGGCGAUAUCAAUGAUGUCGCCCUCUUAAAGAAACUUUUUGAAGUUGUCGCAUUUACUCAUGUUAUGCAUUUAGCUGCCCAAGCGGGCGUGAGGUACGCCAUGGAAAAUCCGGGAUCAUAUGUGCAUAGUAAUAUUGCUGGUCUUGUUAAUGUCCUUGAGGUUUGCAAAAGUGUCAAUCCUCAACCUGCGAUUGUGUGGGCGUCGUCUAGUUCUGUAUAUGGAUUGAAUACUAAGGUACCCUUUUCAGAGAGGGAUAGAACAGACCAACCUGCUAGUUUAUAUGCUGCUACUAAAAAAGCUGGUGAGGAAAUUGCUCAUACCUAUAAUCAUAUCUAUGGGCUGUCGAUAACUGGAUUGAGAUUUUUCACGGUUUAUGGACCGUGGGGACGGCCAGAUAUGGCUUACUUCUUUUUCACUAGGGAUAUAUUGAAAGGAAAAUCAAUUCCAAUCUUUGAGGCGGCUAAUCAUGGCACGGUUGCAAGGGAUUUUACCUAUAUUGAUGAUAUAGCGAAGGGCUGUUUGGGGGCAUUGGACACUGCUAAAAAGAGCACGGGAAGCGGUGGGAAGAAGAAAGGUCCUGCUCAAUUGAGGGUGUUCAAUUUGGGCAAUACUUCCCCUGUCCCGGUUUCUGAUCUUGUUAGCAUUUUGGAGAAGUUGUUGAAGGUAAAGGCGAAGAGAUUGGUUAUGAAGUUGCCAAGGAAUGGGGAUGUGCAGUUUACUCAUGCAAAUAUAAGCUCGGCUCACAAGGAGCUUGGUUAUAAGCCUACCACGGAUCUACAGACAGGAUUGAAGAAAUUCGUUCGAUGGUACUUAAGUUACUAUGGUAAUGGAAAGAAAAGCGCGCAGUGAUACAAUUCGAUUCAGUUGUGUGGUAGGACAAUUAAUUCUUGUUCACUUUGAUUCUUAUGAUUAUUUUAACUCAUCUCUCGCUUGUUGUGCCCCCAAUUUCUUGUUUUUUUCAUAUCUUGAUGAUACUAUAUAAGGGGCAAAUUCGAUCCCACGAUGAAGAAUUUGUGGUGGAUGGACAGUGUUUGCUGCGCUAGUUGAUAUGCAUCAAAUGCAACCUGAAACCGUUCUUAUUUUACACCUUUUAAGUGUAAUUGUAUUAGUUUCAUAAUUGUAGAAUUCAUGAUAGAUAGAUCUGCUGCUGAUUGAUGGACAGCAGACAUGUAUCAUCUUUAUAUCAAAUUCUAAUAAAAGUAGCACACGAUAGUUCCAUAUUUGAGUUCA